Molecule: messenger RNA, 438 nt
Organism: Babesia microti strain RI
Lineage: Eukaryota; Apicomplexa; Aconoidasida; Piroplasmida; Babesiidae
Product: ubiquitin fusion degradation protein 1
Exons: 4
Coding region: 1-438 (145 amino acids)
Source: RefSeq, a predicted model, not a curated record
AUGACUAGUAAUUGUAUUGAGUACAAGAACCAAUUCUACAAGUGUCUUGCUGUUAGUGGUCGUGACGUGUCUAAGUGUGAGGAAACACAAAUAGCUUUGGAACAAUGUUCGGAGAGAUUUAACGAGAAUUAUUGUGUAAAGGAAAUGGUUAACUUACUCAACUGUUCUAGAAACCCGGGAUCCGAUGUAUGUGCUAAGGAAUUUAUUACUAUGAGAGAAUGCAAUCGCCCUUACGGCCCUCAUAUAAUAAUUGAAGACGAUCACUAUAAAUUAACCCCUAACGCUGAAAAAAAGUAUAAUGUUGUGGGUAAUGUUAUAUGCCCGGUUAAUCCACCGGAUAGGAGUUAUGAGAAUAUCAAGGGAGCUAUCGCUAAACUUAAGUCAUCACUGGGAUUUUCAAAUUUUACUGAAAAUUUUACACCGCAAAUUAAAUCUUGA